AUGCUUAGUGACCUGGUGUUGGGUAUUUUCUUCCUUAUUCAGACGGGAGUUGGGAUUCUUGGAAAUGUCUUCCUUUUGGUCAUAUACAUCUCGAUUUUACUCACUGGCCACAGGCUAAAGUCCAUAGAGUGCAUUUUUGCUCACUUAGCUUUAGCCAAUUCAAAAGUGAUUCUCUCCAAGGGGAUCCCUCAGAUGAUUGCCUGUUUUGGAAUCAAUAAUUUCUUAGAUCUUCUUGGGUGUAAAUUUAUAAUUUACCUUCAAAAUGUAUCCCGGGGUGUUUCCCUCAGCAUCACCUGCCUCUUGAGUGGUUUUCAGGUCAUCACCAUUAGUCCAAGUAAUUCCAGAUCUGCAGAACUCAAAAUCAAAGCUUCAAAGUCUAUUGUCCCUGCCUGCUUCCUCUGCUGGGGCUUCUUCCUGGUGGUAAAUUUUACUUUGCUUGCGACUAUGCAUAAUUCAAGGUACAUGAGUAAUAACACAAAGAUGUGGAAUCUGGGAUAUUGCUCAAUUUUAAUUCCUGCCUCUUUCAAUGCUGCACUUUUUGCAAUUGUCUUUUCAAUCCCUGAUGUUAUUUGUCUGGGGUUCAUAAUCUGGGGCAAUGCUUACUUAAUGCUUUUCUUGCACAGACAUCAUCAACAAGUCCAACAUAUUCACAGUUCUCAUGUUUUUCCAAAAACUUUCCCUGAGAAAAGAGCCACCAAGGCUAUCCUCCUCCUUGUGAGUACAUAUGUCUUCUUUUAUUCCAUUAAUUCUGGAUUGUCAAUUUACCUCUUUAAAAUAGAUAAACAUCAGUCCUGGUUUGCACCUAUACUGAAUUUCCUAGGAGCAUGUUUCCCAGCCAUUAGCCCUUUCGUACUGAUCUUCUCUGACUCUCGAGUUCUCAAAUAUUGGUAUGCUUUGUGGCAGAGGAGACUUUCCUUCUCCUAA
Sarcophilus harrisii (Tasmanian devil) is the source of this 924-nucleotide messenger RNA. RefSeq names its product vomeronasal type-1 receptor 1-like. Gene Ontology annotation, molecular function: pheromone receptor activity. Bases 1 to 924 code for a protein of 307 amino acids. The transcript has a single exon. Lineage: Eukaryota; Metazoa; Chordata; Mammalia; Dasyuromorphia; Dasyuridae. The record is from RefSeq and is a predicted model, not a curated record. Gene Ontology annotation, cellular component: membrane. Gene Ontology annotation, biological process: G protein-coupled receptor signaling pathway.